CCGUCUGCCACAAGUACACCAGCAUGGCUUGCAAGCUUGUAGUGUUGGCCGCCCUGGUGGCAGUCGCCAGAGCCGGCUACCUGGGCGCACCCGCCGUCUACGCACCUGGAGCUCCCCUGGCCGCCCGCGCCUAUGCCGCCCCCGCCAUCGCCGCCACUCCCAUUGCCAGAGCCUACGCCCCAGCAAUUGCUGCCGCCCCCAUAGCCAGGGCGUACGCCCCUGCCAUCGCCGCCGCCCCCAUCGCCAGAUACGCCGCCGCCCCCAUCGCUAGGUACGCCGCUGCCCCCGCCGUCAGAGCCGCCCCUGUGGCCGUUGCCGCCCCUGCCGCUGUCGCCGCCGAGUUCGACCCCAACCCGCAGUACAGCUACGGCUACAGCGUGCAGGACGCGCUCACCGGCGACUCCAAGAACCAGCACGAGACGCGCAGCGGUGACGUCGUCCAGGGCAGCUACAGCCUGGCCGAACCAGACGGUUCCAUCCGCACCGUCGAGUACACAGCUGACCCCGUCAACGGCUUCAACGCCGUCGUGCACAGGGAGAGCGGUGCCCACCCCGCACCGGUCGUCGCCGCCGCCCCCGCCAUCGCCGCCGCCCCCAUCGCUAGGGCUGCUUACGCUGCCCCCGCGCUAGCGUAUGGCAAGGCUUACCACGGCUAGAUUCCCAAUGGGUCAUCUUUUACGCUCAUAACCAUCAUGUACAAAUUUAUAUAUUCAUAAU
This is a messenger RNA of Schistocerca americana (American grasshopper), 717 nucleotides long. RefSeq names its product cuticle protein 21-like. The transcript has 2 exons. The record is from RefSeq and is a predicted model, not a curated record. The coding region runs from base 24 to 656 and encodes 210 amino acids. NCBI's taxonomy places the organism in Eukaryota, Metazoa, Arthropoda, Insecta, Orthoptera, Acrididae. Gene Ontology annotation, cellular component: extracellular matrix.